Molecule: messenger RNA, 267 nt
Organism: Penicillium malachiteum
Lineage: Eukaryota; Fungi; Ascomycota; Eurotiomycetes; Eurotiales; Aspergillaceae
Product: anaphase promoting complex subunit 11
Exons: 4
Coding region: 1-267 (88 amino acids)
Biological process (GO): protein ubiquitination; anaphase-promoting complex-dependent catabolic process; positive regulation of mitotic metaphase/anaphase transition
Cellular component (GO): anaphase-promoting complex; nucleus
Molecular function (GO): ubiquitin protein ligase activity; zinc ion binding; cullin family protein binding
Source: RefSeq, a predicted model, not a curated record
AUGAAGGUCAAGCUCAAGAAAUGGAAUGCCAUUGCAACCUGGCAUUGGGAUAUGCCCGAAGAUGAAGUCUGUGGUAUCUGUCGUGUCCAAUUUGACGGAACCUGUCCGACCUGCAAAUUCCCGGGUGAUGAUUGUUCUCUCCUACUCGGCAAAUGUGGCCAUUCAUUUCAUAUGCAUUGCCUCUUGACCUGGAUCGAGCAAGAGACGUCCAAGGGCCUAUGUCCUAUGUGCCGACAAAAAUUUGAAUGGAAGCAAACUGAGGAGUAA